GGGACGCGUGCAGCCCUGCCCUCGGGGACUUCAGUCCAGCACGGGACCAGGUGGAAGGUUCCUACAGAACAGCCUGGCUUUCCCGGGCCGUCGGUGCUUCCUGGAGUUGCGGAAGUAAAAGAACUCUGCAAGUCGCCCCAUGCUCUCUGUUGACAUGGACAACAAAGGAAAUGGCUGUGUCGGUGUCAAAAAUUUUCUUCUCAGAGCAGAAGAGUAAACAUGGCCUCCAUUACUCCAUCAUGGCUGGAAGCAGGCAUCCCAUUCAAUCCACAUGGCUAUUUGUGACGAGGGAGAGAGAGAACAGUUGGGGCCUAAGUUCCAUGGAAAACGGGAGGCCUCCUGAUCCCGCAGACUGGGCCGUGAGGGACGUUGUCAAUUAUUUCCGAACAGCAGGGUUUGAGGAGCAAGCUGGUGCAUUUCAAGAACAGCCAUAGGAAUGAACAAUUUCUCAUUUGAAAUAACCAUCUGAGUAAGACGUAAUUUGAAACCUGAAGACUAGACAUUGUUUUCACCUGGCUCGUUGCU
Mastomys coucha (southern multimammate mouse) is the source of this 525-nucleotide messenger RNA. RefSeq names its product sterile alpha motif domain containing 13 (gene Samd13). Bases 171 to 434 code for a protein of 87 amino acids. The transcript has 5 exons. NCBI's taxonomy places the organism in Eukaryota, Metazoa, Chordata, Mammalia, Rodentia, Muridae. The record is from RefSeq and is a predicted model, not a curated record.